This is a messenger RNA of Chionomys nivalis (European snow vole), 3373 nucleotides long. RefSeq names its product ADP ribosylation factor like GTPase 13B (gene Arl13b). Gene Ontology annotation, cellular component: non-motile cilium; motile cilium; ciliary membrane. Lineage: Eukaryota; Metazoa; Chordata; Mammalia; Rodentia; Cricetidae. The transcript has 10 exons. Gene Ontology annotation, molecular function: GTPase activity; GTP binding. Gene Ontology annotation, biological process: non-motile cilium assembly; receptor localization to non-motile cilium. Bases 242 to 1522 code for a protein of 426 amino acids. The record is from RefSeq and is a predicted model, not a curated record.
AGUCCCGCCACCGCCGCGCCGGUGUCGCUGAACCUGUCUUCAGGCUGUCCCGGGGCGGCCGGCCGACGCGGUUAGGGCCGAACCCUGGGAUCGGUCCGGGUCACCGCCCUCCCGGUCUGUCCUCCCGGCCAGUCUAGCCUAGGGGAGCCUGGCGGCGUGGGGCCCCUGAGCCGGGCCGGGGAGCUCGGGGCCCUUCCCCGCCCGUGGCUCGGAUGGGAGGUGGCGGGAGGAGAGACCUGGGAUGUUCAGUCUGAUGGCCAACUGCUGCGACUUGUUCAAGCGGUGGCGAGAGCCCGUCAGAAAGGUGACCCUUGUGAUGGUGGGCCUUGAUAACGCUGGUAAAACGGCCACAGCAAAGGGAAUCCAGGGAGAGCAUCCUGAAGACGUAGCUCCCACUGUUGGAUUUUCUAAAAUUGACCUUAGACAAGGAAAGUUUGAAGUUACCAUCUUUGACUUGGGAGGUGGAAAAAGAAUUCGGGGAAUUUGGAAGAAUUAUUACGCUGAGUCCUAUGGGGUAAUAUUUGUUGUGGAUUCCAGUGAUGAAGAGAGAAUGGAAGAGACAAAAGAGACAAUGUCAGAAGUGCUAAGACAUCCUAGGAUAUCAGGAAAGCCUAUACUGGUGCUGGCAAAUAAACAAGACAAGGAGGGGGCUUUAGGAGAAGCCGAUGUGAUUGAAUGUCUCUCUCUGGAAAAGCUGGUCAAUGAGCACAAGUGCCUGUGCCAGAUAGAACCUUGUUCAGCAGUCUUGGGCUAUGGAAAGAAAAUUGACAAGUCCAUUAAAAAGGGGCUUUAUUGGCUACUGCACAUCAUUGCAAAAGACUUUGACGCCUUAAGUGAGCGCAUCCAAAAAGACACAACUGAACAGAGAGCUCUUGAGGAGCAAGAGAAGCGAGAGCGGGCUGAGCGAGUGCGAAAAUUACGUGAAGAAAGAGAUCGAGAGCAAACUGAACUUGAUGGGACCAGUAGUCUGGCUGAGAUGGACUCAGGACCAGUUCUUGCUAAUCCUUUCCAGCCCAUAGCAGCUGUUAUCAUUGAGAAUGAAAAAAAGCAAGAAAAAGAGAAAAAGAAGCAGACUACAGAGAAAGAGAGCGAGGUUUGCCUCCCAGAACAUAAAGUAGAGCAGGAACAAGUAGAGUCGCAGAGCCAACCUAGUGGCUGCCACAAAAACAAUGACAGUAGGUUGGUGGAGAGUUACAAGGAGGCCCUGUCACAGCAACUGGACAAUGAAGAGGAGCUAGACCAGCGAUCAUCAGAAUCAGAGAACAGUAAAAAGAGAACUAAGAAACUAAGAAUGAAAAGGAGUCAUCGUGUGGAGCCAGUCAAUACAGAUGAGUCUGUGCCUAAAAGUCCCACGCCACCCCCACCGCCCCCUCCUGUUGGCUGGGGAACCCCCAAAGUCACUAGACUUCCAAAACUUGAGCCUCUUGGUGAAACACGUCAUAAUGAUUUCUAUGGGAAGCCACUGCCUCCCCUGGCUGUGCGACAGAGACCUAAUGGUGAUGCUCAGGACAUGAUCUCAUAACCAAGUCAGUUGGGUUGGUCUUUUUAAUACCAACAAAGUGAACUGAGACCUUUCCCCAAACAGAAAAGCCCUGAACACUGACAACUGGGGCAAGAGAUCCAUGAGGCCAUGGAGGAAAGAAUACCCAAGAACUUCUGACCUGAUCCUUUAUGUCUCCAUGUGCUGUGGUUAAAGCAGAAAGGAAACAAAAUGACCAGAGCAUUUGGCCAAGUUAGCAAGAUGUUGAGUUUUUGGUUUACACGUGCCUACUCUUGGACAUUCUCCUAAAGGAAAACCUCCUCAGAAAUGGAGCCAAUGGACUCUACAUACCUGAUUAUUUAAUAAUCUGUAUUUCUAUGCAUUAAACAUGUUUUAUAAGGUACAUGUACAUUAAAAGGGAAUUCCUGGGAAUUUAUAAUCUAAAUUUUAACUAUUUUUAUAUUUUUUUCUAAAGCUUUUGUUUGAAUUUGCUAUUGUAUUGACUGUGCACUUUUCUACAGAUGUGUUCAUUAAACUGUCUGGGUAGAAAGUUGAUUUACUUGACAGUCAUGAAGUGUACAAGCAGGAUAUGUUUAACUGGCUUGAGGUAUGUUUUGUGAUAACAUUAUUUUUAAAAUGUACACCCUAUUUUGACAUAAUUUUCAAAUAGUUUUUUUAAAUAGUUGCUAUUUUAAAAAGCAAGUUCUCAGACCUUGCUUGAUUCUACCCGAUUACGUGAUUUAAAAAUAGUACCUGAGGAGAGAAUUCUAUUCUGUUGUCAUUGUUUUCUUUGGUGAUGAUCUCAAUAAAUGUUAAGACAUGUGAAAUAUCUUUUCAGAAACAUCCUAAAUCUGUUUAAAUUAGUAAAAAUGUGAGGCAUUAUUCAAACCCCUAAAGGACCGGACACUUUCCGAACUCAGGUACCCUCUGCCAUCACUUCGAUCCAUUAGGAGCUCACUGACUCCUUGGGUUGCUUUCAUUUUUCCAUGCCUUGAACUUAAAGGUAAGAAGACUGCAAAGGCUGCUGUGGGUCUCGAGAGUCCAGCUUUACAGCAAACACAGUCAUUUGAGUGAAAAUGUUUGCUCAAAUCCUUUUAUAAAGAGCAAAUUCCAACAUGACUUCUUUAUUUCAAAUGAUAGCACUUGUUUUACUCUUGAGUGCCAUUCAUAAGGCUCCCUGUUCAUCAGUUAGUAAUAGAUUUAUAAUGUAAUAAUCAAUUGAAAGUAUGCCUUUAAGUCAAGGUGAAUAUAAAGAACAAUUCCCCUAUCACAUUGCUAAGACUGGUACCUUAUACUGGCAAUUGACAUAUACUGGUUUCUGAAUGUAAGUCCAUCUAAGGUAGAUAGUCAUGAUUAUUUGUCUUUUAAAUGUUUAUAGGGUAUUGUGUUCACAUUUUAGCUCACUGGACCUGGAUCAAUUAGGUCACGUUAUUCUAGUUAGCAUUGUUGGAGUUUCUGUGAGUUUUUACAUGGUACCUACCUUGCAUACUGACAAAAAAGCAUUUUCAUUUCUAUGCAAAACCUAUAUGCAGAAUUAGGUUUUUUAGGAGAAUCACAUGAACACAGGAUGCUAAAUCGGAACUGGAUUUUAGAGGAACAAGUGCUCAUCUUUUUAGUUCAUUUUGUAAUAUUUAAAUUCCCUUUUAAAACUAAACUCGCACUUUUGCUAUCUUUUAACAUUCAUCUGCUUUGAGAAUAAAGAUUUUUUUUAAAAAAAAUUCUUGCUUCCUACCAAUGUUUACUGUAGAAUUCAGUAAUUGCUGACUCUAUUUCAUAAAAAUGAUUUUGAAAUUGAAUGUAACAUAAACUAGAAUUGAUGUUUUCAAUAAUAAUAUGUUUUCUUAAAGCAGUGUAAAAAUCCUCUAAAAGAUGUUUUGUAAAUCCCUUCAGAUU